This is a messenger RNA of Capronia epimyces CBS 606.96, 1167 nucleotides long. RefSeq names its product isocitrate dehydrogenase [NAD] subunit 2, mitochondrial. Gene Ontology annotation, biological process: tricarboxylic acid cycle; isocitrate metabolic process. Gene Ontology annotation, cellular component: mitochondrion. The transcript has 2 exons. Lineage: Eukaryota; Fungi; Ascomycota; Eurotiomycetes; Chaetothyriales; Herpotrichiellaceae. Gene Ontology annotation, molecular function: isocitrate dehydrogenase (NAD+) activity; NAD binding; magnesium ion binding. The record is from RefSeq and is a predicted model, not a curated record. The coding region runs from base 1 to 1167 and encodes 388 amino acids.
AUGAUCGCCUCUCGAGCAUUUGCCUCUCCGGCUCGCCUGUGCUUGCGAAAAGCCUGUCACCAGCCGACCUGGGCUCCGGUAGCCUUUCAGGCUCAACCUCGACGCUUCGCCUCCACUGCAGAGUCCGACAAGGUCGCCAGGUUCAAGGGAAAGAAGGGAUCGGAUGGAAACUUCACGGUCACUUUAAUAGAAGGAGACGGCAUCGGCCCGGAAAUCUCACAGUCCGUCAAGGACAUCUACAAAGCUGCGAAGGUUCCAAUCGUCUGGGAGCCGGUGGAUGUCACGCCUCGCCUGAAAGAUGGCCGGACCGUUAUUCCAGAUGAGGCAAUUGAGUCGGUGAAAAAAAACUACGUCGCUUUGAAAGGACCUCUUGCAACUCCCAUCGGCAAGGGACAUGUCUCUCUUAACCUCACGCUCAGGCGGACCUUCAAUCUCUUCGCCAAUGUUCGCCCCUGCAGAAGCAUUGAGGGCUACAAAACCCCCUAUGACAACGUCGACACGGUUCUGAUUCGAGAAAACACCGAAGGAGAAUACAGUGGUAUUGAACACGUGGUUGUGGACGGCGUUGUGCAGUCGAUCAAGCUUAUCACCCGCGCAGCCUCAGAAAGAGUUCUCAGAUAUGCGUUCCAAUAUGCGCGCGAAGUCAACAAAAAGAAGGUCCGCGUCGUUCACAAGGCCACUAUCAUGAAGAUGUCCGACGGUCUGUUCCUUAGCACUGCAAGGGAUGUCGCCAAGGACUUCCCGGACAUUGAAUUCGACGCCGAGCUUCUUGACAACGCCUGCCUGAAGAUUACGACUGACCCUGGCCCAUACUCGGACAAAGUCCUCGUCAUGCCUAACCUUUACGGUGACAUCCUGUCCGACAUGUGCGCUGGUUUGAUCGGUGGGUUGGGUCUCACCCCCUCCGGAAACAUUGGCGACGAAUGCUCCAUUUUUGAAGCUGUUCACGGCUCAGCACCUGAUAUUGCAGGCAAGGCGCUCGCCAACCCGACCGCUCUGCUCCUCAGCAGUCUCAUGAUGCUACGGCACAUGGGCUUGAACGACCACGCGGCCCAGAUCGAGAGCGCAAUCUUUGCAACGUUGGCCGAGGGCAAGGCUCUGACCGGGGAUUUGGGUGGUAAGGCUAAGACGCACGAGUAUGCACAGGCCAUCAUCGACCAUUUGUAA